Caenorhabditis auriculariae is the source of this 3401-nucleotide messenger RNA. The record is from the annotation of a GenBank genome assembly. Lineage: Eukaryota; Metazoa; Nematoda; Chromadorea; Rhabditida; Rhabditidae.
AUGAAUGGAUUGGUUGAAUCCACAGGGUUUUUGAAUUAUCUCUUGAAUGACAUUGAUUAUUUGCCGAAGCCGUUUCUCCCAUCAUUCGAAUCAUUACCCGUCGAGGAAGUGAGUUUUUGUUCUCAUGGAGAAAUAAUUUUUUUUGGCCGUUUUCUCAAAUACUAUUUGAGAAAAUUUCCUUGAAAAAAAUGCAUUCAAAUCAUUCGAUUAUUAACGAAAUCAAGCGAUUAUUUUUUUUCAGGUUUAUCAAGAUUCAACCCUUUUCUUAUUCAACGACGAUGUUUUGAAAAGGAUUAUUUCUUUCGUGCCGGUUAAAGGUUUUCCCGAACCUAAGCGCGAGUUUUUACAAAAAAAAUUUUUUUUCAGAGAGAUUUGGAUCAUGCGCUUUAGUUUGUCGAAAGUUCAACGAGAUAGUAAAGAAAUCGGUCAAAUCAGUAGCCUUCUACCGGGAUGGGAUCGAUUCACUCGACGACGCGACUUUGGCAGCUUUUCUCAAUUCUUAUGGAGAGGGCAUCAAAUACCUGAACUUUGAUCUUUUCCGUUCUUCACCAUUGAAGGUUAAAUUUUACUGUUCAAUUUUUUUGUAAGAAUCUUUCAGGAGUGCACACAGUGGGCCUGGAGGCAACAGGUAGUUCUUUCUGUCCGCCAAUGUCCACAACUUCGAUCUCUUGAUAUCCUUGUGUGCACACGACACAGGCUACGCGAUGCAGAUUUAUUGGCUGUAGGUUAUAAGUUUGACGUCCUCGUUAAUAAUUUUGCAUUAAGGUAUUCAAAUCCUGUCCACAGCUGGAAGUUUUGAAAAUUGACGCCCAGUACAUCAGUGGACACUGUCUGGCCGUUAGUUUUUCUUUUCCAGUUUUAUCAUAUCGGAUUCCAUUUCCAGCGCGCUCCGCUCACUUUGAAGCAACUCGAAAUGGAAAUGUGUUACCGCUUUUUAGACAAAAAUGUCCAGAACUUUUGUACAAAGCUUAAAAACUUGAAGGUUUGUUUUUCGAUCUUUUUUAAAUCUUCUUUCGGCUUUCAGAUACUUCAUAUGUCUCAAUUGUUUUGCUUGAACGACAACCUUUUGAACUAUUUCUCGCGGAUGGCAAAGUUAAAAGAGCUGUCGCUCAUAUCGAACGUCAAAACUGUUUAUAAAGGUAUCUCCCACAGAGAAAGACGCCUUUUGAAAUAAUUUUCUGCUGUUAGAUUUGUCGUUUCACGGUUUCUGCUCGCUGAGAAAUUUGAGAAAAAUCGAGGUUCUUUGCCUAGAAGGUUUCUCUAUGAUCAACAACGCUGUACUUGCGGUGAGCUCCCUUUUAGUUAUUGUUCAAUCCUCUAGAACUUAAGAUCAGGACAGCUAUUUAAUUGUUGUUUUCAGGAGCUGUGCAACAUUAAGCGGCCUCUUGCCAACUCGCUUACGAGCUUGUCUCUGGCGUUCUGCAAUACUAUCAAUUCGUACGUUCCUCUUCACCAAAUAUUGAAAUUUUCUCAAAUAUCAAAAAUUUAAAACAUUCAGCGAGGGCAUCAAACGUUUGGCUGAACUACCCAAACUGCAAAACUUGAACCUUGAUGGCAUAACGAGGAACGAAAUUUCCACAGGGGUCAGCGCGAUUGUAAGGAAAAGAGCGUUGACCAGGGUUUUCUUGAUAUUCUCAAUAUCAAUCUAUGAACAUUUUUCAGCUGUUCCUGGCAGAAGAGACGCACGUUGGUCCAGGAUGCGUCCUGAACGUCAUCCAGAAAUGCUCCAACUUGCGGCUCCUCGACCUUUCCAACAACGACAAAGUCCUGGCCGACGGUUUCCCUUCGAGAUGUGUAGGUAUAAGGUGGAAGUUCAGCACUCAUUGAGAUGCUCAGGUCGACUUCAAAACAAGUUCGAAAGGGAGUCGUCUCCAUAUACUCACUAACAACGAAAUGGCGUGGCAGAACAUUUCUGCCAGUUUCCCUCUGUUCGAAGAAAGGCCGAAGAUCGAAAUUGUUCAUUUGCAUCGCAAUAUUCUCCCUUCGUGAGUUCUAAUAUUUUUGAGACCGCGUUCUGAUAAAGAAAAUGAAUUCAAUAUGACUUUUUAUUCUGAAGGGGUUUCAAAAAUAAACAAAAAAUCUGCACAACCAGAGAGAUAUUGCACAAAAAAGUAGUAAAAGGCUUUGCAGUAUUUUUUUUUUUGAGCUAACGGCUUAAUGGGAAGAUAUAUUCAGCGUCCGACGACAUCAAUUAGUCGGUAUUUUCCAAGAGUUAGCACGUUUUCUGUAUUUCCAGGCUUCCUGAGUCUUAUAAAAUCCGCUCUAAAGAUGUAUUUGAGUAGUUAUUUACAGUAUUUCUUUGAAGUUUUAAAGCCUUUCAGGAAAACUUCCUAACUGUUUUUUACUGCUCUUAUUCUUAUUUUUCAAGGGGUUACCUACCGGAAGAUUCGGUAAUAUCCGCCGAUGGUCCUUUGCAAUUGGCCGAAGGAACUUUGGCUCCUAAUCUACGCCGUGGAAAUCGCUACCGUCUGCUUGUGGAGGCGAUUGGCUGCAAUUCAGAAAAUCGGUCAGAUUCUGCGGAAGAUGAGGUUGCUUUUCUUUAAAUGAUCCUUCGUACGUGUUGUUUUCGCAAUGAAUUUUUUCAGGAAAACUGUCGUCCUCUACAAUCGUCCAGCAACCAGAUACGAGAAACGCAUCAGUUCUCGAGUUUUGAUUGCAAAAACAUGUGAAUACUUUUUCUUUUUUUUUUAUUUCUUUGGUUCUCCAGGGCGGCGUCAAGAAGUGGAGGCAGGAAGAUGUCGAAAACGGCUGCGGAGCCUGGGAUCGUAUCGCCUGCUGACUUCUUCCCAAGGUUUUCUGAAACAUUGAAAAAGAAAGCCAGCCGGCAAAUUUAAAGGGAAUAUUCCCCUUCUUUUCAAAAUUAUAAAUUUAAAGCACGUGUUUAUUGAAAAUGUCGAAGAUUGAAAAAGAAAAAAAUUGUUUUAAUCAGGAAUAUAGAAAUUCAGACAAAACUGAAGAGUCUGUUCUAUGGAAGUUUGCCCCACAUUUAUCUGAGCGAGUGCUCAAACAAAAGCUACCGCCAGUCAAAAUCUCUGUAUAGUAUUAUAAAUCGAAAGUUUCAACUGACAUCUUCCAGUGAAAACUUCCAUUUCGGAGCCUUCGAACAGCACGAAGACGCGCAGUUCUUCGACUUGGUCCAUCAGUUCCCGCCGAUGAUGUUCAUCCCUCAGCCGUUCUACGUAGAGCCGUCGGCCGACGUCGAGGCCAUGAUGGCGCUUCUGACGACGGGAAGUGGCGGAGCUCCGCGGCCUCCGCCUCAGAUCCACGUCCCCGAACUUCUGAUGAAAGAACGCUACACGAGGACGCCGAGGUCGAAGCGACGGAGUCGGAACUCGCCACCGAAACCUCCAGUGACGGUGGCCCCAGUCUUCAAAGAGGACGACUUCCCGCCACUUUGCUGA